AUGAAUUUCCUAGUAUUUUUGGUUUUGCUGUCCAUCAUUGUUAUCGUUUCGGUAGCUUUGCCAAUGCUUUCUAGUGUUGGUAACUUCCAGGUCUCUAAGAAAGAGAACGUGAAGAGUGGGAAGAAGAAGAAGGCAUUUGAUUUCAGUUUGAAAAGUAAUUCCAAGAAUGAAGAGUCUAAAUGUCUUUCCUCCAAUUUGGCAAUGAACUUACGAGUUGACUCCAAGACUGGCUUGAAAAGAAGAGUUAUCGGUGAAUAUGAUAGGGAGAAGGAUCCAAAUGAAUUCGAUUUUGAUAUUGAUGAGUUGAUUGAAGAGGAGAGAGGAGAAGAAAUCGAAAAUGAGAGAAAGAGGGUCGAACAGUUUCAUGCACAAGGACAGGACUCUUAUGAGACUUUAGUUUAA
Molecule: messenger RNA, 402 nt
Organism: Tetrapisispora phaffii CBS 4417
Lineage: Eukaryota; Fungi; Ascomycota; Saccharomycetes; Saccharomycetales; Saccharomycetaceae
Gene: EXP1
Product: Exp1p
Exons: 1
Coding region: 1-402 (133 amino acids)
Source: RefSeq, a predicted model, not a curated record